ACCGCACUGUAUGAGCGAGCGCUCGCUGGAAAAGUUUGGGAACACUGUGAAUGUAUGAAUCCAUGGGGGAUUUAACAACAACAAAAGGAGAACAACAGGAAUACAGUUUAUGCUGCGGUUAGUGCAAUCGUUUUCAUCGAACGUUAAAAAAUGACCGUAAAGGACACUGAAAGAUCGUUUGUGCCCUAGAAUCUAGUUUGUGUCAUCCACUAAUCCGCCUGGAAAGUUAGUUUAGUCGGAGCGAAGGAGAAAAAAAAACUGCCGAGGAAAUGGCGGAAACCAAAAUAAUUUACCAUAUCGACGAGGAGGAGACGCCGUACCUGGUGAAGAUCCCCAUCUCCUCUGAGGAGAUCACACUGUUGGACUUCAAACAAGUUCUUAAUAAACCCAACUAUAAGUUCUUCUUCAAGUCCAUGGAUCAGGACUUCGGUGUUGUGAAAGAAGAGAUAUCAGACGACUCGGCAAAGCUCCCCUGCUUUAAUGGAAGAGUGGUGUCAUGGUUGGUGUCUUCAGAAAGCGCUGCAGUAGAAGUGGCAGCACCUCCAGCCCCAGUUCCAGAAGUCCGGCCAGAACCCUCACCCCCUCCGCCGCCUCUUCCCCCUCCACCUGCAGAGCGGCCUGGCGGCAACGGAGACUCAAGACCCCCUUCCUUUCAUCCUAAUGUGGCCAGUAGUGUGGAGACUCUGGACGAGACAACAGAAACCGAAUCAGUUCUGUCAUUCAGAAGAGAGAGACCCAGACGCAGAGAGAGCUUGGAGCAGCAUGGGGCACGUGUGAAUGGUCAGACACGGUUAGAACGCCACCUGGCAGGUUAUGAAAGCUCCUCUACCAUGAUGAGCAGUGAACUGGACACCACCAGCUUCUGUGACUCAGAUGAUGAUGACACCAUGAGCAGGUUUAGUUGUUCGACAGAACAGAGUACGGCCUCCAGAUUGUUGAAGAGACACCGCAGACGCAAGAAACAGCGCCCUCCCAGACUAGAACGGGCAUCAUCAUUCAGCAGUGUGACUGAUUCCACAAUGUCCCUCAACAUCAUCACUGUCACACUCAACAUGGAGAAGUAUAAUUUCUUGGGCAUCAGUAUUGUGGGUCAGAGUAAUGAGCGGGGUGAUGGAGGCAUCUACAUCGGCUCUAUUAUGAAGGGUGGAGCUGUGGCUGCAGAUGGUAGAAUAGAGCCUGGAGACAUGCUGCUGCAGGUGAAUGAUAUAAACUUUGAGAACAUGAGUAAUGAUGAUGCCGUGAAGGUUCUGAGAGACAUUGUACACAAACCUGGACCCAUCAUCCUGACAGUAGCUAAGUGUUGGGACCCGUCACCCCAAGGAUACUUCACACUGCCCCGCAGUCAGUCUUCAUUUUACUAUGAGCCGAUUCGACCCAUUGACCCUGCAGUGUGGGUGAGUCACUCUGUGGCCAUGAGUGGUGGAGCGUACCCUCCCUACCCACCCAGCACUAUCACAUCCAGCUCAUCUGUAACAGAGACAGAGAGAUUUGAUGAGUUCUCGCUCUCCCUGCGCUCUGACAUGGCAUCGAUUGCUAAAGCCAUGGCCUCUCCUGACUCUGGUCUGGAAGUCAGAGACAGAAUGUGGCUGAAGAUCACCAUCCCCAACGCAUUCCUGGGUUCUGAUGUGGUCGAGUGGCUUUAUCACCACAUCGAGGGCUUCCAGGACAGACGAGAGGCUCGUAAAUAUGCCAGCAACCUCCUGAAAGCUGGCUUUAUCAGACACACAGUCAACAAGAUCACCUUCUCAGAGCAGUGCUACUAUGUGUUUGGAGACUUCAGCGACUGCGAAAACUAUAUGGCAAACCUCUCUCUGAAUGAUAACGAUGGUUCCAGUGGAGCAUCUGACCAGGACACUCUGGCACCAUUGCCCUUGCCAGGAGCCACACCCUGGCCCUUGAUGCACACCUUCCCUUACCAGUACCCACAGCCCUACCCCAGCCAGCCCCCUCCCUACCAUGAGCUCACCAGCUAUAGCUACACACCAGGAAGUGCUGGUAGUCAACACAGUGAAGGAAGCCAUAGCAGUGGUUCAACGCGUAGUGAGGGCGAGCGAAGGCGGAGCAGUAAAGGAGGCGGCAGCACCAGCGGUCGAGAUGAAAAAUCCCCCAUAGGAGGUGGUGGCGCUGACUCCCGAUCUGGCAGCGGCAGCGAAUCGGAAUACUCCGUCCGGAGCAGUCGGAGGCGGGAGCACGGUUCCGCCACACCCAGCGAGCACAGCCUCAGUCUGAGCCAGCGGUCACAUCACAGAGUUCAGCCCACCCACCUGGCUCCAUAUCCUCCAGGUAUCCCCAUCUCCUACAACCCCAUGAUGGUCAUGAUGGUUCCACAGCACCCCCACCCUCAUCCAGCCCUGGGUGGCCCCAUUCCCACCCUGCCCACUGGGGCCACUCUUCAUGCCCUGCCUCCUUCAACACCUGGCGGCCCACCUGGAGCUCCUCCCACCAGGGAUCUGGGAUCUGUUCCUCCUGAGCUCACCGCAUCCAGACAGUCCUUUCAUCUGGCCAUGGGGAACCCCAGCGAGUUCUUUGUGGACGUUAUGUAGUGGGAUGAAGGCGAAGGAAUGUGGUUGAAAUGUGAAAUUAUUGGCAUAGUUCACCUGUAAUGAAAAGUCUGUCAUUAUUUACGCACCCUCAAGUUGUUCCAAACCUGUAUGACUUUGUUUUGUGGUGGAACACAAAUGGAGAUUUUUCCAUUGUAUGGAAAAAAGAUGCAAUGAAAGUGAAUUUUGAAUGAGGGUCUCAUUCUGCCUAACAUCCACUUUUAUGUUGCUUGGAAUAAAGAAAUGACAGAAUUUUCAUUUUUUGGUGAACUAUCAGUUUUACUGACUGAGACAACAGAGAGCGCAAAAAGCCAAAACAAAUCAAGUGUCCCGUGGGUUUUCAAAGGAGUCGGUCUAAUUUCCAGAGGACGCUUUUUUAAAUGUUUGUUUUUGUAAACUAAUCGCAGUCAUUUUCUUUUUGCUUGUCCCGUGAUUAAUUGUAUGUACGCUACUUUUACAAAUAAACAUUCACCGGUACUGCUAACAUUACAGAUUGAGUAUGCUACCAAUGAGCUGAAUGUCGUGCUUUUGUAAUACAAACGGAGCCGAGAUUUUGUUUGUUCCAAAUCUGGACAAAAACAAGGUACAGUAGAGGUACGGUGAUAGGAACUACUCCUUUUUCUGUCUAGUUGUUCAAGCAAAUCUGCAUAUUUGUAAAGUUAAUGAAAUCUUCCGCAUCACUGUAUGUAAUGCACAAUAGUAUAUGCAUGUGGUGAUGUGUAAUGUACCUUUUUUUUUUACUCACAGGUUGUUCAAACAGGGUGCUUAAAGGGAUAGUUCACCCAAAAAUGAAAAUUCUCUCAUCAUUUAUUCACCCUCAUGCAAUCCCAGAUGUGAAAUGACUUUCUAUCUUAUGCAGAACACAAAGAUUUUUAGAAGAAUAUUUCAGCUCUGUAGGUCCAUACAAUGCAAGUGAAUGGUGACCAAAACUUUUGUAGCUCCAAAAAUCCCAUAAAAGAAACAUUAAAGUAAUCCAUAAGACUCAGUGGUUUAAUCAAUGUCUUCUGAAGUGAUAUGAUAGGUGUGGGUGAGAAACAGGUCAAUAUUAAGUCCUUUUUUUAUACUAUAAAAUCUGCACUUUCACCUUCUUUUGUUUUUUUUGGCGUUUUGCAUUCUUAGUGCAUAUCACCAUCUACUGGUGGUCAAAGGUGGAGAUUCAUAGAUUUAUAGUAUGCAUUGUAUGGACCUACAGAGCUGAGAUAUUCUUCUAAAAAUCUUUGUGUUCUGCAUAAGAAAAAAUGUCUGAGAUCACAUCUGGGAUGGCAUGAGGGUGAGUAAAUGACAGAAUGUAUUUUUUUUUGGAUGUACUUUACCUUUAAGGAUACAUUAUUUUAUUGAAUAGAAGAUAAUUUUUGGAUUUCGGAGAUUUUUGGAUUAAGAGUGUGGCCAUAGUGUGUAUAGACUGUAGUUCAAUUUAAACCCUGACCUAGAGUCUUUAGAUCAGGAUUAUUUCUAAGGCACUGACAUUUUUUUUUUAAUUCUGUUUUUGUUUUGAAGCUUUGUUUUGAGAUUACGUUAAUUCACACAGCUAGUAAAAUAAUGAGAUUAUAUCAUAUAAUAGCUUUGAAUUUAACUUUAUCAUAUCGCAUUUUUUCCCUAAAUGUUUGUGAAAUAUGUUAUAUUGGCCGUUUCGCUCAUAAUUGAAGCGUGUACGUUUAGCCAUAUUGGAAAUAGUGGACACUCUUUAGGGUGUUUAUUGUUACGGAAUCUGAAUUCUGCCUCUGGAUAAACUAGAUCCAAAUCUAGUUUUAAACUUUGUAUUGUCUUUUGAGUCUCUUGAGACUGGACGGUCGGCUGUUUCUCCUUGUACAACACAUUUCUAUGAGCUUGUCCCCGAAUUUCUUUCUCAGUUGCUCACAUUUUUUAUUUAGUACGUGUUUUAGUUUAAUAGACCUGUUUGGCUGAUCUGAGACCAGUUUUGUGUUUUUUUUAUUAUGAUGGUUGGAGUUUGGGAAGGUAGGCCUGGUGUUAGAUUAGUAUGAGAAGGUAACUUGGAGCCAAAUGCCUCAGCUGGAACACAUCAACUGACAUUUUUGUACUAUUAAAAGAAUGGGGCGAAAUUCGAUUUAACAUGCAAGCUACUUAAUGGUCCAACUUUAAGGAGCAAUUAGUUGUUUUGUUUUUUAAUUGAGUGGUAUGCUUUGGGAUGAGCCAAAGGCUAAACUAAUAUAUAUAUAUAUAUAUAUACACACACACACACACACACACACCGUUGAAGUCAUAAGAUUACAUACACCUUAGCCAAAUACAUUUAAACCUGUUUUUUUUUCACAAUUCCUGACAUUUAAUUGUAGAAAAUAAAUCACUGUCUUGGGUCAGUUAGGAUCACUACUUUAAUGUGCAUUUAAGAGAGAUUUCAACUUUUAUUUCUUUCAUCACAUUUCCAGUGGGUCAGAAGUUUACAUACAUUUUGUUAGUAUUUGGUAGCAUUGCCUUUAAAUUGUUUAACUUGGGUAAAAUAUUUUGUCUUCCUCCAGCUUCUCACAAUAAGUUUCUGGAAUUUUGGCCCAUUCCUCCAGACAGAACUGGUGUAACUGAGUCAGGUUUGUUGGCCUCCUUGCUCGCUCAUGCUUUUUCAGUUCUGCCCACAAAUUUUCUAUCAGAUUAAGGUCAGGGCUUUGUGAUGGCCACUCCAAUACCUUGACUUUGUUGUCCUUAAGCCAUUUUGCCACAACUUUGGAGGUACAGUGCAUCCGGAAAUUAUUCACAGUGCUUCACUUUUGCCACAUUUUCUUAUGUUACAGCCUUAUUCCAAAAUGAAUUACAUUCAUUCUUUUCCUCAAAAUUCUACAGACAAUAUCCCAUAAUGACAACGUGAAAGAAGUUUGUUUGAAAUCUUUGCAAAUUUAUUUAAAAAAUUUUUUUAAAAAAAAUCACUUUUACAAAUAUUCACAGCCUUUGCUCAAUACUUUGUUGAAGCACAUUUGGCACCAAUUACAGACUCAAGUCUUUUUGUGUAUGAUGCUACAAGCUUGGCACACCUAUUUUUAGGCAGUUUCUCCCAUUCUUCUUUGCAGGACCGCUCAAGCUCCAUCAGGUUGGAUGGGGAGCAUCUGCACAGCCAUUUUCAGAUCUCUCCAGAGAUGUUCAAUUGGGUUCAAGUCUGGGCUCUGGCUGGGCCACUCAAGGACAUUCACUGAGUUGUCCCGUAGCCACUCCUUUGUUAUCUUGGCUGUGUGCUUAGGGUCGUUGUCCUGUUGGAAGAUGAACCUUUGCCCCAGUUUGAGGUCCAGAGCGCUCUGGAGCAGGUUUUCAUCAAGGAUGUCUCUGUACAUUGCUGCAUUCAUCUUUCCCUCAAUCCUGACUAGUCUCACAGUUCCUGCCACUGAAAAACAUCCCCACAGCAUGAUGCUGCCACCACCAUGCUUGGGAAAUUGAUUUGCACUUUUCGCACCUACGAACUACGUUCAUUUCUAGGAGACCGAAUGCGCCAUCUUCCUGAGCGGUAUGAUGGCUGCUUGGUCCCAUUGUGUUUAUACUUGCAUACUAUAGUUUGUACAGAUGAACUUGGUUCAGGCAUUUGGAAAUUGCUCCCAAGGAUGAACCAGACUUGUGGAGGUCUUGGCUGAUUUAUUUUGAUUUUCCCAUGAUGUCAAGCAAAGAGGCACUGAGUUUGAAGGUAGGCCUUAAAAUACAUCCACAGAUACACCUCAAAUUCAGUACACCUCCUAUCAGAAGCUAAUUGUCUAAAGGCUUGACAUAAUUUUCUGGAAUUUUCCAAGCUGCUUAAAGGCACAGUUAACUUAGUGUAUGUAAACAUCUGACCCACUGAAAUUGUGAUUUCAUCAAUUAAAAUUGAAAUAAUCUUUCUGUAAACAAUUGUUGUAAACAUUACUCAUGUUAUGCACAAAGUAGAUGUCCUAAAUGACUUGCCAAAACUAUAGUUUGCUAAUAUUAAAUCUGGAGUGGAGUGGUUAAAAAAUUACUUUUUUAUGACUUCAACCUAAAUGUAUGUAAACGUCUGACUUCAGCUCCGUGUGUGUGUGUGUGUGUGUGUGUGUGUGUGUGUGUGUGUGUGUGUGUGUGUGUAUAUAUAUAUAUAUAUAUACACACACAC
Messenger RNA from Xyrauchen texanus (razorback sucker), 6597 nucleotides. Its product is annotated as segment polarity protein dishevelled homolog DVL-2-like. The transcript is spliced from 15 exons. Bases 270 to 2543 code for a protein of 757 amino acids. Lineage: Eukaryota; Metazoa; Chordata; Actinopteri; Cypriniformes; Catostomidae. Gene Ontology annotation, molecular function: frizzled binding. The record is from RefSeq and is a predicted model, not a curated record. Gene Ontology annotation, biological process: intracellular signal transduction; canonical Wnt signaling pathway. Gene Ontology annotation, cellular component: cytosol.